Molecule: messenger RNA, 1053 nt
Organism: Talaromyces rugulosus
Lineage: Eukaryota; Fungi; Ascomycota; Eurotiomycetes; Eurotiales; Trichocomaceae
Exons: 1
Coding region: 1-1053 (350 amino acids)
Source: RefSeq, a predicted model, not a curated record
AUGUCAACUUUGGAAGAAGUACUGCUCACCCGCCAUCGCCUCUCCGAAUAUCACGUAUACCGCGAACACGCCGGAAAGGGACACAUUUGCAUCACACCGUUUUCCGACAUAACCAAAGAACCGGGAUAUAAAAAGAAGAAGAAAAGCAAAACAGAACUCGAACACGAACCAGAAUACAACUCCAUUCACCACAAACUCGACACCAACAACAGUUACUUUAUCCAUCGACCAUUGAUCACCAGCUGGCAUGACCCCCCACGUACGCUCCGCCGCGGCGACACGCGAGCUGGCGAGCCCGUGUGCAUUAUUAACAGUGCUGCGUGUUGGAAGGAAUGGAAUAUUCAGUUUACGCCAGACCUAAAACAUAUCAUCGACCCGCGUGGUCUAGUGCGCUGGGAGAAUCGCAGCAGACCCGACAACAGCACCGCUCACGACGAUCAUGCUAUAAGAGGGUUCAAAGUUCGUAGCUGGCGCAGCUGGGGCGAGACAGGCAAGGAAUAUCAUCGACAGGUAAACGCUCGCCGAAAGGCGGCCUUGCAUGAGCAGGGCCAAAAGGACGAAGAAGAGGAACACUACGAGCCCGUUGCAGCCGAUGAAGCAGUGCAUUUAACAUGGUCAUCCCCAUUUUCCCUAAAAAGCACUCGUCGGUAUGAGUUUGAGUAUGCGGGAAUUCAGUUCUUUUGGGAAGGGACCAGCGAUGUUCCCCUGCAGACGCCGUCGGAUAAAUGGUCUAGAAGGUUGAUGCCGUUUAAUCAUUUGAAACUGAUGGCGAGGUCAACACGACAAGAAAAACUGUUUGUUGGGCAGUAUGUAUGCAGCCUGUCGCCGAUGAAAUACGGUAGACUGUGGAUCUUUGAUUCGGUGAUCCAAGAUCUGCUCGAGGAAUCGAGAGAAAAACUUGAUCCGGAUUUUGAUGUUCGGAAAACGCGAGUGUAUGAUUUGGUCAUGGCCACGGCCAUGUGUAUGAUUAUUGGCGAGUGGCAGAAACGCAUGACGGUGCAGCUGAUUUUCAUAAUUCUGCUGCAAGGAGCGGGUGUGACUUAUAGUUCUUAA